AUGUCUUUCCUGUCAGUCCUCAUUGUCCUCGCCUGCUUCCGAUGUCCGUCUCCCCAUGGCUGGCGCAUCCCCGCAACCGAGGUGAGGUACAAGCUGGCCGAAAAUAGCCCGCCCGGACACUUUCUGGGCGCUGUCGCCGGUUCCUCGCCCCAAAAAGGUGUCACCAACUCCUUCGGUGCACCCUCGCAGCUCUUCCAACUGGACCCACUCACCAGCGAGCUCUACCUCAAAUCGGAAAUCGAUGCUGAAAAGCUGUGCGCAUUGGCCACGCGGCGAGAAGACGAGAAGGGUGGUCCGAACGGGGGUUUAACCGACGUCGUUACCUGCACGCCAUCAACGGGUGAGCUUUCAGUGCAACUGGACGUGAACUCACUCCUUCCAGACGGCAGUCUUCAGGCCGUCUUCAGGGUCACCGUGGAGAUUCUUGACGUGGACGACAACCCACCGCGGUUCGAUCACCAGACGGUCUGGAGUCGCCACCUCAAGGAAGCUCUCUACCGCAAGGGCCGGAAAAUCGACCUACCCAAAGCGAGAGACAUCGACCUCCUGCCCCAACACCGCAACAUCCAAUACAUCCUCGAGCAGAACCCACCGUCAGCUGAAGGCGUUUUUCACUUCGAAGUCAGCGAGAGGGGCACACCGACACUCGUUCUGCUGAAAGACCUCGAUGCCGAGACCCAGGAGUUCUUCAAUAUGACGGUGGUUGCCUUCAAUCCACCUCGAAGUUCUCACGGGAAGUACACACCAACCAGGGCUUCGACGGACCUCGAGUCGAGACUGAGGGUGGAAAUCUACGUCGUGGACACGAACGACAAUGAGCCGUACUUCGAGAAGACUAGCUACAACGUCACGGUGCCCGAGAACACCCUCCCUGGAACAACCAUCUUCCACCUCAAAGCUCACGACGAGGACAGGACAGCGAAAUUGGAGUACUUCCUGGUGGAAUCGGAGUCCUCGACGACGUCCGCGACGACGUCGACCUUCGAGGUGGAGAAGAGCGGGCGUGUGGUGCUGCGCCGGAACCUCGACUUCGAGUCCCGCCAGACAUACCGACUGCCGGUGCGCGUCACCGACGGCGACUUCAGUGCCGACUCCACGCUCAACGUGGUCGUCGCCGACGUCAACGACGAGGCUCCUCGCUUCGAGCUCAACCCCAUCCAUCUCGUGGUUGAGGAGGGGGCCUCUGCCAAGCGCUCCAUCGGCCAGCUUCGCGUGUACGACCCGGACAGCGUGAUGGUGAACGGGGUGGUGCGUUGCAAGGAGCCGGAGGAGUGGGCACACCGCCAGGCCCUCACCUUCUCGCCCGACCCCCAGACCCACCCCACGGUCGGCCUCUACGACCUCCAGACGCGGGUGGAACUCGACCGCGAGGGGUCGGACACGGUAGAGGGGGGCUACGCGCUGGUGCGCCUCGUCUGCUGGGACGGCAACGAGCUCCAGACUGGGGGUCCCCGACUCACCGCCACCAUGACCACCACCCUCACCAUCAAGGACAUCAACGACAACCGCCCCACCUUCUCGGAGCCCAUCUACCACGUAAACAUCGCCGAGAACAACCACCUCGGCGCGAAGAUCAUUCAGGUUGAGGCCUACGACCCAGACGAUGGGGAGAACGCCGAGGUGACUUAUUCCCUCCUCGAUCACGCCAACUUUCACGUGGAUCCCGUGUCUGGCUGGGUCACCGCGGCGACUGAAUUCGACAGGGAAAAACGCGACUCCUAUCAGGUUACAAUCAUCGCGUCUGAUAGCGGUUUCCAGCGGCUGACAAGUUCGGCGCUGCUGAACGUGACGAUCCUGGACCAGAACGACAACGCACCGGUUUUACUGCCAUGCGACAAGGUGUCGAAUCCUCUUGUCAUUUGGGAAAAUUCACCGGUAGGCAGCCUGGUGGGGCACCUCGUUGCCACCGAUGCCGACACUGGCAGGAACGGCGAAGUGGUCUUCAAACUGCCGCAAAAAUCGUCGUCAUCUUCACCGUUCGAACUGCAGCCAAAUGGAUCGCUUUUCACGGCACUACCGCUGGACAGGGAGCAAACGGUGAGGGACCGUGGAGGCCCGAAUGCCCUUUCCACCUCGGAGACCGUCUGCAUCAGGGUGUUGGACGAGAACGACAACGAUCCGCACUUCGUGCUGCCCGACCGCCUCUACUCCCACGAUGACUGGUUGGCGGAUUCGUCGCCAGCGUACCUCUGGAAGCGGGAGUCGGUUGAUGUGGGUGCGCACGGAACCAAGCUGGCCAAGACGACGGAUCCGGUGGGAGCGGAGGCGUUGGAGCCCUCGCUGAGCGUGUCCAUCCACGAGACGAACGGCCAGCUCAUCACGAGGCUGGAGGCCACCGACCCAGACGAGGGUCCGAACGGCCAAGUGGUGUACGCGCUGCAGCGACACGCGCAGUCGCGCGCCAGGGUGAAUCGCGCCGCCGGCGACUUCCUCACCGUCGACACGGCCACCGGCGAGGUCUGGCUGCGGCGGUCCCUUCAGGAGGAGGACCUCGGCCCCCACGUCUUCGUGGUCUCCGCCAAAGACCAGGGCACCCCGAUGUCGCGCUUCGAAAACAAGCUGCUGCUGGUGCUGGUGGAGGACAUUCCGCCGCGGGCGCUGGACCGAGGCGCGAGUUCGAGCUUCGUCGCCUCGUCCGGAGACGGGGGCGCACUCGCGUCCCUCUUCCCCUUCAAGCUGGGCGAGCGCAAAAACGUUCUCCUCCUCGUCGGCCUCAUCUCCGUCUCCGUCGUCCUCGCCACCGUCCUCAUCGCCGCCAUGAUCUGCAUGCUCCGGCCUUGCAGAUCUCUAUCCCGACAACCGAGGCGGUUCUUCAGCCAACAUCGGAUGUCGCCUUCAGGCGCGGCCAACUGUUCAAACCUGCAGGUCCAUUCGUCAACCAACGGCGUCAUUUCACCCCAAGAAACCCGACUCAUUGACAACGCGUCGGCGGAUAACUUUGUCGGUCACGACUACGGCUACGGGACAACGAAUGCGCAAGCUGACAUCAUCGACAGCGAUGGCUGGCUGGGCGAUGGGAAGGGCACAUUUCGCGUGGUCAAUGCCGACACCACCAGUGCAAUGAGUGAGGAGGCUGGCAGUAGGAGGCCACAGUUGUGGACAAAGUACAAUUCCCUUCCACGUGAUCGGUGCGGCAGCCCUUUCGGCCUCGCCCAAGACAACGCCUGCUCCACGGCCGCUGGACUGCUGAUGACGCCGCUGAACGAAAUGGACGAGAUGUCGCACGACGCCAGCCAUCUGAGGCCGGCGGAGCGCUGGACCGCGGUUACACUUGCCGCCGAUACGAACUUCCAGUCCAGUGAGGCAUCGCACAUCGCCGUGCCGGUGACACUGCUUCCCGCAGUCUGUUUUUCACCGAAUUUGGCCCAGUCAGUGGUCACUGCCAGCAACCCCUUCACCAUGACCACCUUCCAACCAUCGGGCAGCAAGUCCCACGACAUGGAGGUGCUGCUGGCAAGAGAACGCGAGCAUGCUUCAGAUUCUGGCCAGGGUGGCAGCGACGAAGACAUCCACGGAAAUCCUCCACCACCGGUUAUCAACCUCGUGAAAAGUGGGUUCACUGUUUUGGAGGCUUUAAAACGAGCCGGCGGCACAAAUAUAGAGGCCCUAGUGAGAGGUAGAAUAACUGGUCACCCUCUCUGCCUUGCAGUUCCCUACAAGUUGGCAGCGAACGGUGAAGAGGAUCCAUGGAAACGGGCAGGGGGGUGCACGAGGAUGUCCACCGACGACCUCCUGCGUUUGACAACAAAACGGCACGUCAGCUCGCCAAAACCGGUUGGCGAGACACCACCGGGCGCUGCCACCGUCCCCGACUUGGUCAGCGUCGCACACCGACGGCUGCCUGAUUGCUAG
Molecule: messenger RNA, 3852 nt
Organism: Mesocestoides corti
Lineage: Eukaryota; Metazoa; Platyhelminthes; Cestoda; Cyclophyllidea; Mesocestoididae
Source: the annotation of a GenBank genome assembly